Molecule: messenger RNA, 1350 nt
Organism: Brassica oleracea var. oleracea
Lineage: Eukaryota; Viridiplantae; Streptophyta; Magnoliopsida; Brassicales; Brassicaceae
Exons: 2
Coding region: 1-1350 (449 amino acids)
Molecular function (GO): nucleic acid binding; zinc ion binding
Source: RefSeq, a predicted model, not a curated record
AUGAGGAACAUGUUUGGGAUGAAGCUAGAUUACAACACUUCGUAUAGAGCUUUGUUAUCUGCGCAAGAGUUGGUGAGAGGAACAGCAGAAGAUGGAUAUGAGAAUCUGCCUUCUUAUUUGCGUCAGAUCGAGAUAUCGAAUCCGGGAACUGUCACAUGUCUUGUGAAAGAUGGUGAAAACAGAUUUAAGUAUCUAUUCCUAUCUUUUGCAGCUUCGAUAGCUGGUUUUAACUAUCUUAGGAGGGUUAUUGUGGUGGAUGGGACUCAUCUAUGUGGAAAGUAUGAAGGAGUUAUGCUAGUUGCUGCUGCCCAAGAUGGUAAUUUUCAGAUUUUUCCAUUGGCUUUUGCGAUUGUGGAUGCGGAGAAUGAUGAGUCGUGGGAAUGGUUUUUUACCCAAUUGCGGAGAUGUGUUUCAGAUCAGUAUGCUUUGGUGAUAGUUUCUGACAGGCACGGUUCCAUUAAGAAGGCGUGUGAGAAGGUUUUCCCUUGGGCAAGGCGAGGAAUAUGCUAUUAUCAUCUACAACAGAACAUAGUCCAAAAGUUCAAGGGAAAGCACAUGUUGUACUUGGUCAAAGGCGCUGCUUAUGCACAUACGCUUUUCGAUUUUAACCACUACAUGGAUGAGAUACGGAGUAUAAACCCAAACCUUGCAACAUAUUUGGAGAGUGCUGAUGUCUCGUUAUGGUCACGAGUUCCUACAUGGAUGAGAUACGGAAAGCUAGGAAGGUGGUUCUUUAUAAGAAGAGAAGAUGCUUUGAGUCUCACAUCACAUCAUAGUCGGGGAAUCGAAAACUUGUUGGCUAUUCGUGAAGAGUAUGCAGAUAUGAUGAAUGUGGAGCGUAUUGAUGGUUGGCGAUUUGUUGUGAGAGGAGGACAUCGAGAUUGUGUUGUUGACUUGGAACUUCAGAGGUGUCAAUGUGGUGUGCUUGAUAUUGAGAAGAUACCUUGUUCACAUGCCAUUGCAGCUGCAAAGGAUGCAAAUAUUCAUGUCACUACGCUUGUAUGCCCAUCCUAUUCAAAGAAUUAUCUUUAUGCAGCAUACGCGGCAAAUAUAUAUCCCAAAAGUGACGUUUUGGAAGCUCCCAACACUGAUGACACAUCACCUGCCAAUGAAGAAGAAGCUCCCAACACUGAUGACACAACACCUGCUAAUGAAGAAGGAGCUGAUAAGGCACGCAAAUGUCUUCCUCCAGAGGUCAACCGUGGAAGGGGUAGGCAAAAGAAUUCGAGGUGGCAGUCUUGGCUAGAAAUUUCCAGGAUGAGGGGAAACCAACCGCGAAACCUGCACAAGGAUUAUAGUUGCUCCCAGUGCAAACAACCAGGUCACACUCGUCCUAACUGUCCAGGUUAA